AUGUCCCAGACACUGCCACCUCCAGGAGCCACUGGUUUAGCCAGCGAUGACCAAGGACCAAAAGUUGUUGUUGUUCUUUGGGUGCUUACAGUGAUCCCUGCACUUUUUGUGGCCUUACGCCUCUACACUCGAAUUACACUUAGUAAAUCAUAUGGGUGGGAUGACACCGUCAUUGUCGCCGCUUGGGUUUUACUCUUGGUGUAUACGUCAAUAAUUACCAAAGCGCGUGACUACGGUGUCGGCCGACAUUAUUGGACACUCGAGCAAGACAGGUUGGUUAACGCCUACUUGUUUAUCUACAUUGGCCAGACAGUCAUCAUCGAAGCCUGCAGCUUGAGCAAGACGGCCUUUGCAUUUACGCUGCUGCGGAUUGUCACCAAAAAAUUCGAGAAAUUAGCGAUUUGGUACAUCAUUCUCAGUCUGAACAUCGUGAUGCUCCUCUGUGGUAUUUUUCAGUUUGUUCAAUGCAAGAACCCGGCGUAUGGAUGGGAUAAAAGUAUCAAAACAGAAUGCUGGCCUCUCUCAACUUUUGUGAACUACACAAUCUUUGCUGGUGCCUAUUCUGCAGCUUGCGAUUUUGCCCUCGCUCUUUAUCCCUGGGUGAUAUUGAAAAGUCUCAAUAUGAAGAGAAGGGAGAAAGUAGGUGUAGGGCUGGCCAUGAGCCUGGGCGUAUUUGCCGGGGCCACCGCCAUAAUCAAAACCACCAAACUGCCUGCCCUAUCGAAGCAGGUCGAUUACACAUAUGCGGGCUCAGAUACUCUUUUAUGGGCUGGCGCGGAAACGGGAUCCACGAUUGCCGCCUCCUCCAUUGCCGUUUACCGGCCACUUCUCAAAAAGGUCAUGUCUUAUGUGACAUCUAGCCAGAAGAGCUCCUUUUAUGUUCUUGAAAACUUCGGCCCGGGUGCAGAUAAACCUGGCCAUAGAGCACCGUCACGCAUGCAUGGCCGAGCCACCAGCCGGGGCCAUCGAACAAUUGUUGGAGAGGGUGAGAGCGAUAGGAGCAUUCUACCCUUGCACAAUCAAAUCAAAAAGACCAGCGAAGUGACAAUCAGCUACGCUUCGAGGGCGUGA
Rhinocladiella mackenziei CBS 650.93 is the source of this 1071-nucleotide messenger RNA. RefSeq lists its product as uncharacterized. The transcript is spliced from 5 exons. Bases 1 to 1071 code for a protein of 356 amino acids. The record is from RefSeq and is a predicted model, not a curated record. NCBI's taxonomy places the organism in Eukaryota, Fungi, Ascomycota, Eurotiomycetes, Chaetothyriales, Herpotrichiellaceae.